This is a messenger RNA of Dentiscutata erythropus, 341 nucleotides long. NCBI's taxonomy places the organism in Eukaryota, Fungi, Glomeromycota, Glomeromycetes, Diversisporales, Gigasporaceae. The record is from the annotation of a GenBank genome assembly.
AUGGACAAAAUACCCAAUAUAUCUAGAAGUAAAAACUCAAAUAGCUCAACAAUAACAAGAGCUAAAGCCCUUGUUCCAGCAAAAAGAAAGGCUACAAAAGCUUUACUUCAAGAACAACCAAAUAAAAAAUACAAAAUAAUGGAUUCUCUUAACAAAGAAGUCAAGGUUAAAGACUCUUCCACUUCAAGAGAUAAGCUAACAAUAGAGGAUCCAGCUUGGACCUUUGCCUUACAAAAGUUUGAUACAGGUAAGAAAGAAAAUACUUCAUCUAAUAUAGAUGAUAAAGACUUUAUCACAGUAUCUAAUAAGAAGAAAAAUAAUAGAAAAAUCACUAAAAGCAG